GCUGCUGCCUCUGCUGCUGCUCGUGCGUUUGUUAUUGUUGUUGCACAUCUGAUUCCUGUUGUCGUAGUCAUCACCGUUGUUGUUGUUGUUUUUGUUGACGACCAGCAACAUCGCGGUUUUUGUUAUUGUUGUUAAUGCGUGAAAAGUGUUUGCUGCCUAAAAAAAAGAAAACAAAUGGCAUUUACAGUUACUUUGCCUGUGGCGCCCUGUGAUAUUUGUGUAGCAGAAUUUAAAAGCAAAUUAAAGUAAAAAAUACACCAUUCAAACAAAUUUACAUACAUACAAACAUACAUACAUAUAUAGGAAGCAAGUGCGAUAUAAAGUGAAAAUCAAAGCUUUCAUUCAAUAGUGGAAAUAUGCACUGCGAGCACCAGCAGUAGCUGCUGAACGAACUGGCAAUUGCUUUCACUGGCUACCUGGCUCACAAGUUACCUGGUUACAGAUACAAUGGACGGGACACCGUUGUCGCUGACAUUCACCAGCCUCGCGCUGUUGCUGCUGCUGCUGCUGAUGUUCGUGCUGCUGGGAUGCCAUUGCUUGGGUCCACGUGCCGCCAGCUGGAUGCGUAUACGAUCCAGUAAGGAGGAGAAAAUCGGACUGUCCAAUCACAAGCACAAGCUCUUUCAUCCCAAUGGCUAUAUGGCAAGUAUCCAAUCCGGCUCGGAGUUUUUGCUGAGCACUAGCGGCAGCUUCAAGCGCUUCGAUACCAUUGACAAGGACGAUCACAAUCGGUCACAGCAGCAACUGCAGCAGCUCCAACUGCAACAGCAGCAGCAGCUGCUAAACAAUGCAGUAGAUUCGACGACUCCCUUGUGGAAUCUGCCUCAGGCGGAUGUUUGUAUUCCUCCACAGCCGUUGCGUCCAGCACCCGCUCCGAAUAGUGCCGGACCCAGCAGCAAGACCGUUACCUUCUCCUUCAGCCAGCUCAAUGAGGCAUCAGAGGCACGAUCCAGUUCGCAGCGCUCCCCUCUGCGCACAGCGGCUGCAGGUGCUGCGUUGCCACAACCGUUGGAGGCGCCUCCAGCACCGAGACUAACGACGUCUGCAUCCGUGACGCUGUCUGCGACGGCCAUACCUCGACCCAUUGCCAAGCGGCAGAUCUCUCUGCAGCAGGGAAUUAACCGCAGCACGGAAGCAACGCAUGUUCAAAAUCCCGUGGAGUCCAAGGUGGAGCGUCGUCCACCUGCGUUAAAACGUCGCAACUCCAGCACAAAUCCCUUUCUAUGCGAGUCCACAGAGCAACUGCCUCCGAGUCAGCUUGAUCUUCAUUUCAAUCCUCAGCCUCAGCCUGAGUCCCAGCCCUCACCUCAGCUUCAAUCUCAGCCUAAGGUCGAGUCAACGCCUGCCCCUGUUUCCAAUGGCAAUCCCUUUGUGCACGAAGGUCAAAGCCUUUCUAGCCGUCUGCUGAAGCUGCACAACACCAACAAUCCCUUCACGGGUCUAACGCAGCGGGUGAAGGGGCCACAUAUGCUGCAGAAGACCAUCUCGGAGGAUUAUUUAUUUCGAAAGUUGCCCAAUGGCCACGGCCUGAACCUUGGCAAUGGGUUGAGCAAUGGAUACGGCAACGGAUUGAGCAAUGGCAAUGGCAACGGCAAUGGCAACUCCACCUGGUGCUUUGGGCGUUCGCUACUGCGACAGGAAUCGAGCAUUAGCUUGGGUCUAGGCAGGCGCAACAGCUCGCAAGUGUCGCUAGAUGGCUCCAUCGAUGGCAUGCAACUGGAGCAUGCAAUCUCCUGUGAGUCGGUCAAUUCGGAUGCGUCUUCCUUAUGUUUGGAUCAGCUUGAUCAGCCCUACACACAAAUCACAGGCUAUCUUUGCGUCGGCCUUCAAUACGAAAAGCACAGCGAGGACCAGUUAGAGCUGACGGUCAGUGUGCUCGAGGCCAAGGGACUUAUUUGUCCGCUUAGCAUGGGCCUGGAUUCGCUGGACACAUUUGUGCGCAUCUACCUGGUGCCCGAUCACGCGGGUGGCAUGCAGACCAAGGUGGUCCGUUCGACGCUGACGCCCGCAUACAAUGAGAGCUUCAACUUUCGAUUGAAGCGACAAGCGGGCAGGCACUCACUUUGGUUCCAUUUGUAUCACAACGGGCCCGCCCACACGCUGAUCGGGGAGGCGGAGAUGGAGAUUGGCGAGAUGGCUAGACCGAUUACCACAUGGAUUCCGCUCUCUGAUUCACGCAAAUGCAACGCUCGCUGGGGAGAGUUGAUGUUCUCGCUGAGCUAUCUGCCCACAGCGGAGCGUUUAACCAUAGUCGUGGUCAAGGCGCGCAAUCUAAAGCUCGAGCUGGACAACGGAUCACCGGAGCAGACCGCACUGCAACACGUCUUUGUGAAGGUCUAUCUGAUGAACAAUGACAAGAAGGUGCUGAAGAAGCGCACGUCGCUAAAGCGCAAGGAUCGCUGUCCCAUCUUCAACGAAUCGAUGAUCUUCAGUGUGCCGCCCCAGGGCCUGACCACAGUUCAGUUGCGUCUUACCGUCUUCGGUGUUACGGACAAUGGGGCUAUUGUUCCUUUGGGUCAUGUCAUUGCCGGUAGCUGUGCCGUAGGCAAGGGUCUGCGUCAUUGGCAUCAGAUGCUCUCAUCCUUGCGCAAGCCCGUGGCCAUGUGGCAUGUGCUACGACGUGCCGCCAAUCAGCCGAUCUUUAUUGGAGGCGCUGAGGCUGUGGUGGCUGCCAUGCAGAGCACGCUUCAAAGGGCGAGCGCUAAACGCAAUAGUAUCGUCUAAGCGAGGAAGGGAGAGCCAGCAGCCGCCGAAAUGACUAAAGAGAAGACAGGAAAGAUGCAUAGCAGUUGCGAAAGAAAUGCAAAGAGGAGGCGGCAAACGGAAGCUGUUAGAAGACGGAUGCGGAAAGAGAAUUGGUAGAGGAAACGAAAGUGAAGUGACAGAGAAGACGGAGGGCAGGCGAUGAAGGAAACUGGAUCAAUAAUUCACGAAAAUAAUGGAGCCCAACCCAUAGCAAUAGUUGAUGUGAAGUGGAGUAUCAACUAGAUAAAUAACUAAUGUCUCAACUGUAGCAUGGACUGGAGUAAUGGCAGAACUGACGCACGGACUCAAGAUGGCUCUCUAGCCAUCUAGAGGUACGGUUGUAACUAAUGCAGAAUUUGGAGCAAGGCCUGGAUUGGAUCCAUAUACUCAAAACAGAGCUCGAGUAGGAAGGAAACACAAAGUAAAGAAGCACUUUAAGAUGUGAGAUGCUCUCCACAAUGCAUCACAGCCCGCCAUGAGAGUCCAGUCCAACAGUUACCUAGCCUAACCCUAUACCUUACCUUAAGUUCCUACCCACUAUCCCAGGCGUACUGAAGUGUCUCCCCGGAUUCUACCUGCCGUCAAAAGAACAACCCUCUACAUUGCAUUUACUAACUUUAGCGCUGAGCAUUUUUUUUACUUUUUUACAGAGGAUUUCCUAGAACAUAUUCGGCAUAGGGCAAUUAGACUUUAGGCAUUACCUAUUACAUAGGGCAUACUACAUAUAGAUGCGUAUUACCAGAUACCACAAACUACAACUUUAGCAACCAAAAAUCAAAUACCUAAACUAAACCAGCACCAAAGGACAAAUCGAGCCUAAAUUAACUAAAUCACACAUUCAUAUACAUAUAUAUCUAUAUCUAUAUAUACACUAUAUACCGAAAGACUAUAGUCGUCUUUAUGCACAAUAUACUUAAACUGAAUUCUUCAUGCACCCAUUGUUAUCAAGCAUUUAUACUAAAUAGCGAUAUUGAUAAUUAUCGUUCAGCAACGAAAAUACAAAAUGAAAAAGAAGAGAAAA
Molecule: messenger RNA, 3766 nt
Organism: Drosophila hydei
Lineage: Eukaryota; Metazoa; Arthropoda; Insecta; Diptera; Drosophilidae
Exons: 6
Coding region: 448-2724 (758 amino acids)
Biological process (GO): regulation of dopamine secretion; cellular response to calcium ion; calcium-ion regulated exocytosis
Molecular function (GO): calcium-dependent phospholipid binding; phosphatidylserine binding; clathrin binding
Source: RefSeq, a predicted model, not a curated record